Messenger RNA from Daldinia loculata, 883 nucleotides. RefSeq lists its product as uncharacterized. The transcript has 3 exons. Bases 164 to 883 code for a protein of 239 amino acids. The record is from RefSeq and is a predicted model, not a curated record. Lineage: Eukaryota; Fungi; Ascomycota; Sordariomycetes; Xylariales; Hypoxylaceae.
AGGAAGAACUUUAGUAGUCGAUAUCGUCUAUACCAAGGACCUCAACCGCAAAGCCAGACACCAGACUAUGUAUAUAACCCAGCUUAGUCUAAUCAUCGCUAAUCGCGAUGCAACUCGCGCUUAGCUUUAUAAGUCGAAGUAUUAUCUGAUCAGCAUCGCCAUCAUGGACCUGUCGCGACUCCAGAUAUCGGGCAACCCCCCAGAGCCCUUGGAAAGUAGACUCCAAACCCUCCCUCGACCUGUUCGCUACCGCAUCUACUGGCACUACCUAGGCCUCGAAUGGCCUCGUGUACUUACGGUCCCCCGUUCCAAUAUUUACUCUGACUAUGCCCGCCGAGGAGCGUAUUAUCUCGGCUGUGGCUGCCCUGGCUUGGACGCUUCGUAUUGGAUCGGGGAUCGAAGUCGUAUUAUCGACACUAAUCUAGCUUACACUUCCAAGUUCUUCAGCCGGGAAGUUCUCACUUAUAUGUACAGCAAAAUGGCCCUCUACUUCCAGUGCACCUGCACCAUCCUCUACCACACAUCAACCAACGACCUACUAUCCACCUCUCUAGAGCGCAUCAUAUUCCUCUGGACCGGCUUCAUCGCAGACACCGCCUUCGCCGCGCUACGCCACGUCCCGCUAACGCGCAUGACGGUCGUCAUCGGGGCCUUCACCACCAUAUUCCUCACGCGCCAGGAGGCCCUUUUCCGUCGGUUUUUCCUGCGAAAGACAACCCACAUAACGCAAGCUCUCGGCAUAUUCGAGCUGCUUGAGCUGCGCGGCAUCGAAUCCGUCCGCGUCGUGUGCUACGGCUACCGGGUGGCCCUGAUGUCCGAGGAAGACCGGCAAUGCUUGGAGCAUCUCUUAGUCGAGCACGUUACCAGAAGGCGAGUGGAAUAG